GCAUCUGUCAGAUUUUAUAUAAAUAAAAACAAAGGUAUAGUGAAAGAACACAAAAAUUUACUUAACAAAUAUAAAAUAAGAUCUAAUAUGGCUCAUAUUCAAUUUAUUGAUGAAUUAGUUCGUGAAUACUUACUCUUCAGAGGAUUCUCUUCAACUGUAAAAGCGUUCGAUAACGACUUAAAAUCUGAUAAAGACAAGGGUUUUAGAGUUGACAAAAUAGUAGAACAAAUUGUACAUUAUAUUAAUGUCUCAGAUCUCGGUGGACUUAAAGAAUAUUGGUCCCAUUUAGACAGUUUAAUAUUCUCUAAGCUAGAAAUUCAUGUGCAACCUGCUGUACGUAAGAUAGAGUAUAGUUUAUACAAGCUAUAUUUAGUAACUGCAUCGCAAAAUACUGGAAGUGUCAGAAAUGAUAAAGUAGCAGAAUUCCUUUCUAAAAUGCUACCAGAGCUGCAAGGUCAGAGUGAAUGGAGAGAUUGGUUCAUGCUGCCUUAUGUACAAAAACCUGAGGAGAACCCAUCAUUUAGCCUCUAUUUUACAAGAACAUGGCAAGACAGUGUACUGGUGUCUCUGCAUAAUUUACUGGCUACAGUUUUUCAAUGUAUGCCACAGCCAACACUAACAAGUUAUGAAAAUGAUGCUGCUCUUGUUAAACGAUUGCAAGAUGAAAUCGCUGCAUUAAAAGGCAAAUCCCAGCAAUCAACUGAGAAAACAUCACCAAUAGGCCACCAAUCUCGUCUUGCUCAAUAUUCUGAACGUCUCACUGGACCUCUUCCAUUGGUUGAUGAUUUCUCUGCAAUACCUUCAGAACAAUUUGAAGGAGGAAUAAGAGAAGCACGAGGCUUAAGAGGAUUGUUACGACAAAUGGGUGGUAGUCCCUUUAUGGGCAGAAAACCUGGUAGAUCUCAAAGUCAAAAUUAAGGAGACAUUUAUUAUUAUACUAUUACUUAUAUAAAAUAAACAAAUAUCCUCAA
This is a messenger RNA of Nymphalis io (European peacock), 971 nucleotides long. RefSeq names its product WD repeat-containing protein 91. The transcript has 4 exons. Bases 88 to 918 code for a protein of 276 amino acids. Gene Ontology annotation, molecular function: phosphatidylinositol 3-kinase regulator activity. Lineage: Eukaryota; Metazoa; Arthropoda; Insecta; Lepidoptera; Nymphalidae. Gene Ontology annotation, cellular component: late endosome membrane; early endosome membrane; extrinsic component of endosome membrane. Gene Ontology annotation, biological process: early endosome to late endosome transport. The record is from RefSeq and is a predicted model, not a curated record.